CUCUCUCACACACACACACAAUCCGUCGUCGUCCUUCGCCAGCGCCGCCGAACCCGCCAUAGCCGCCUCCCACCACCGGAGCACGCUGCCUCCCCGAAGGAGCUCUCCCCUCGCAGCCAUCGCCACAGCGUCCACCCUCGUCCCUCCCCUCCUCCGCUGCUAUCGGAUUGGCGGUGGAGUGGAGAUCGACCCUGUAUUGGAAUUCCCUUUGUUGGUAAGGAACCCUAAUUUGGUCGGAUGGGAUUUUCAUCUUCGACAACGCGCGCGAGAUCGAUCGACCUCAGCUGACGCGAAGGGAUUGGGAAGCCGAGGUGCGGGUGCAGCUGAUUUUCUAGGAAGAUUGGGGUUUCAGCUCAAACCCCCAUGCUCGACGCUGAGGACGACCCCGGCGGGAGAUGACGAGGAUCUUCGUGCAGCGCGGGGCCCCCGGCUCCUCGUCCAGCUCCGGCCGCUCGGGCUCGCAGCCAGCGCAGCAGCAGCCGGCAGCUCCUGCCCGGGAGGAGGAGCUGCCGCUGCAGCCUCAGCCGCAGCAGCCGCCGGAGCUUUUGGCCUCAGAUGAUAUAACCGAGCAUCUAAAUGAGGGCAGCGAAAACAGCAGCAGCAGCAAUAAGCCUUUGAGGCUGGAUGACCCCGUUUCGGAGAGCUCGAGCUCGGCGGAGGAGAGGGCUACAAGGGAGAAACCUCCUAAGGAUGACACUAAUGUAAUCAACUCCACUUUCUUGGUGGAGGAACUGAUAGGACUCCAGAUUCCUGAUGAGGUCGAGCACGGGAAUUCUGUGGCAUCAGGCACUGGUUCAUCACAGAUGGCGGGUGCAGCAUCACACCCACCGCAGCCGCCAGCUCCACCUCCAAAACCAACAUCUGGGAAUAAUGGGUUGCGGAGAAUGGGGUCUGGGAGUUCAAACAGUGUGCGGAUUGGAUCUUCAAGAAGGCCAGUAGCUUGGCCACCAGUGGCAGCCCGGACAUCUGCUUCAGGUUCUCGGCCUUCUUCACCUAGGUCACUGGUUGAUGGUGAAGGUUACAACAGUGCAGAUGAACAGGGUCCCUGUUAUGACUCGAGUUACGAUGAUUCGGAAAGGGACCGCAUGUUUGAGCAUGACCUAAGGCGGGUGAAAGGGUUGGAAAUCAGAAAGAUGGCGGAAGACGGUAACUGUCUAUUCAGAGCAGUUGCUGAUCAAGUUUAUGGAGAUGCAGAAGCUUAUGAUAUGGCUAGGCAGAUGUGUGUUGAUUAUAUGGAAAGGGAACGUGAUCAUUUCUCUCAGUUCAUAACUGAAAGUUUUACAUUAUACUGUAAGAGGAAAAGGAGAGAUAAGGUAUAUGGCAACAAUGUUGAGAUCCAGGCAUUUGCAGAGAUGUACAAUCGUCCCAUUCACAUAUAUUCCUACAGUACAGAGCCCAUUAACAUUUUCCAAGGAAGCUAUAACACAGAUGUUCCUCCGAUUAGGUUAAGUUACCAUCAUGGUAAUCAUUAUAAUUCAGUGGUUGAUCCCCGUCGACAGACAAUUGGGGCGGGCCUUGGAUUUAGCUCCCUCAGAGGGACCAAUAAUGUUGACAGGGACCAGGUGAAGGCUGCUAUAAGAGCCCAGCAAGAUCAGCAGAUUGAGAAUGCACUUUUGGCCGAAGGGAGAUUCUACUCUGAUUUGGAGUUGACAGAAAGGGAAAUAGAACGGAUGGUGAUGGAGGCCUCAAGGGCAGAGUAUCUGGCUGAGGAGAAAAAGCUUAACAUCAGAGAGUCAUCAACAUCAGGGGCAGAGCCAUCAUCUUCUGCCGCAAUUAGUGGGUCGUCUCAUUCAGCAGCAGCAGUAGAGAGAGGGAGCGACGAGUGCUUUGUGCUCCCAGACACCGUGCUGACUCGCAGCAUGCAGCUGCUCCUGGCAAUGGGCUUCAGUUACAUCCAGGUCAUGGAGGCCUACAGCAUAUUCGGCGAGGACGUGGACUCGAUGAUCUGCUACCUGGUGGAGACCGGAGGCCCUGGAGCCUCCGCAGGCGGUAGCAACCGCCGUAAAGGAAAGGCUGCUGAGUGAUGUGCACACCUUCCUUGAUGUGAAUGUGAUGGAUCGGAAUUGUUGGGCAUAAGUCAUACCAGAUAAUGACAGCCGUGUGAGUUGAGAUGUCGGUGUACCUGCUACCAUAUGGGUGACAAUAAAUGGAACUCUCCAGUUGCGACUUACAUCAGGUAUUCUGGUGUUCGAUAUGAA
This is a messenger RNA of Panicum hallii, 2198 nucleotides long. RefSeq names its product OTU domain-containing protein 5-B. NCBI's taxonomy places the organism in Eukaryota, Viridiplantae, Streptophyta, Magnoliopsida, Poales, Poaceae. Gene Ontology annotation, biological process: protein deubiquitination. The transcript has 8 exons. Gene Ontology annotation, molecular function: cysteine-type deubiquitinase activity; K63-linked deubiquitinase activity. Bases 396 to 2024 code for a protein of 542 amino acids. The record is from RefSeq and is a predicted model, not a curated record.